This is a messenger RNA of Nematostella vectensis (starlet sea anemone), 5165 nucleotides long. RefSeq lists its product as uncharacterized. Gene Ontology annotation, molecular function: protein binding. The record is from RefSeq and is a predicted model, not a curated record. Lineage: Eukaryota; Metazoa; Cnidaria; Anthozoa; Actiniaria; Edwardsiidae. The transcript has 20 exons. The coding region runs from base 375 to 4556 and encodes 1393 amino acids.
AUAAUCCAACGACACAGAUUUCCGUAAAAAUCUAAAUUUUUUGACCGUCAUAGGCAGCAACCUUAAGAUUCUCUACAACCAUUCUUCUGACUUGUUUCAUAUUUUAGGUGGCGUCUCUCUAUCCAUUCUAUCCAUAGAAAUCACAAGGCGUAUCAUUCUCUCGAGUGCUGAUUUGUCAGCCCUAUCUUCUUCUAUGGCAGAAAGCUGCAUAAUUUAGUCGAACGGGCUUGUCACGCGACAAUCACAGCUGAGGCAAGUUCCUUACUGAUAUCCACACGAUUAAUAGGUCUUGUAACUUUAUAAUAAGCUGCUUAAACCAAGUGAGGUCUCGUUGCAUGUUGCCUGGUUCGUCUUAACCUGGUAGUUUUGCAGCUAUGUCUGAGUGUCGUGUGAUUGCUGGCGACGAGUCUGUAGCAGAUGGCUUCUCGUACAAGGUCGAUAUCCUCACUGGCGAUGUAUAUGGAGCGGGGACUGAUGCUAACGUACUCAUUACCAUAUAUGGGGAGGACGGUGAUUCUGGCCAGCAGUUGCUUGAUAAUUCGGGAAACAACUUCGAGCGGGGAACAAAAGACCACUUCCAUUUGGUCACUAACAAGUACCUCGGACGAAUAACUAAGAUCCAUAUCGGGCAUGAUAACACUGGACUUGGGGCCGCGUGGAACCUCGGGAAGGUUAUGGUUGAAGACGUCAAAAGCCGAGAAGUGUUCGUCUUUCCGUGCGACCGCUGGUUCUCUGUUGAAGAAGACGACGGGCUCACAUCACGUGAUCUGUUCUGGAGUACUGUAGAGCGCAAGAAAGAGAAUGCUGAAGGCCAGUACACUAUCCACAUAUUCACCGGAGACGUGUGGGGAGCUGGGACCGACGCUAACGUUCUUGUUACCUUAUAUGGUACAAAAGGAGACUCGGGGGAACAUAAGCUUGAUAACGAAGGAGAAAACAACUUCGAGCAGGGGAUGAAGGACACAUUCAAUAUCAAAUGCUCGCAGUCUUUGGGGACGGUUUACAAAGUGCGCAUUGGACAUGACAACACCGGAUGGGGACCAGGGUGGUUCUUAGAUAAGGUCGUCGUAGAAGAUGACAGCUCUGGCGAAGUCGUCGAGUUUUCGUGUAACAUGUGGUUCGCGACAAACGCUGACGAUGGUCUUAUUACCCGAGAGCUUAUUCGGGAGGGCUUCGUGGAAGAGUCGGACUCCGGCCUACAAAAGGCCACCUACACCGUCAAUAUCUUCACGGGCAAUGUAUGGGGAGCUGGGACCGACGCUAACAUCCUGCUGACUCUGUACGGGACCGAGGGGGAGUCGGACGAGUUCCAGAUUGAAAACGAGGGGCAGGCCACUUUCGAGACGGGGAUGAUAGACACGUACAAAUUUGAAUGCUCUUACUUGGGUGAUUUGGUGAAACUUCGUAUCGGUCACGAUAAUACCGGCUGGGGGCCAGGGUGGUAUCUCGACAAGGUGACCGUCGAUGACUCCAAGUCCGGGGACACCGCCUUUUUCCCCUGUGGAAAGUGGUUUGCUACUGACUCAGAUGAUGGACUGAUCACACGAGUGUUAACCCGAGAGGGGGGGCCCGCUAGCACUGUUAUCAUCGAUACAGAAAACGUCAAGGCUGGGCCUCUUGGACUAGAAAGUCAUUCUAUUCCUGACGAUCACAUCACAGCGUCAUCCCACGCCCCACCCACCCCUCCCUUCAACGCUAGGCUAAACAACUCCGUAGCGUGGUGUGCAGGCGAUUCUUAUGACUGCUGGCUACAAGUCGACCUAGGGGGGACCCACUGCGUCACUUCUGUCGCUACGCAGGGGAACCCUAGCGGGAACAAUGAUUACGUCAAGAAAUACCGUCUGCAGUACUCUCUUGACGGCGAGACCUGGGUCACCCACGAGGAGAAUGGAAACCAGAUCUUUGACGCCAACGAGGAUCAUGAUUCAGUAAAGACAGUUAGUCUUCAGCAACCGAUAGUUGGCCGGUUUGUCCGGUUCUGUCCGGUCGAGUGGUACUGCUGGCCUUGCCUCAGGGUGGAGUUGUACGGCGUCCUUGUCCUGGGAGAUAAUGUUGAAAUCAAGACAGUCACCCACAUUAUAGAGAAAAUAUCAGUGGAAAAUGAGGCAAUAGUUGAAAACCAACCCGUUAGGCAAGACGACACAGAUAAGCAAGACAAACAAGAAAAAGAAAACAAGCAAGUCGAGGAAGAACAACAAGACGAACCUGUUAAGCAGGAUGAACAAGAAAACCGAGACGAACCAGUCGAACAGAAUGAACAAGAGAAACAAGAGAAGGCCCUAGACGCUGUGCAGAACAUAAUUAAUGAAGAGCUUAGAAUGGCUGCCGCUGAAGAAAGGAAAAAAGAAAUAGAAAACAAAAAGAAGGAAAUUGACGACGAAAUGAGAAAACUGGAAGAAGAAAGAACUGAGAGAGAUAGACAAAAAGAAGAGGAAAGAAAACGCCGAGAGGAAGAGGAAAAGAAGAAAAGAGAAGACGAAGUGAAGAGGGAAGAGGAAGGGCGGCGACAAAAGGUUGAAGCUGAGCUAAAGCUCAUUGAAGAUGAACACAAACAGAGGCUGGAAGAGCUGGAGAAAAAGACAAAGAAAGAAGAGGAGAAGAAAAGGUCGGAGCACGUUAAUAAUGACGAGGAAUUGGACAGGCUGCAGGAAGAGAUCAAACAAAUGGGGGAAGAGAACGAGAAGAGGUACGAAGAGGAAAAACAGAAAAUUGAAGACGACAAAAAGCGAUGGGAAGAGGAAAGAAAAUUACGAGAGGAUGAAAUCAAUCAAAUGUUUAAUGAUGACCAGGAGAAGAGAGAGGGGGACUGGAGAAUCAAAGAGAGUGGAAUUGGGAAAGAUUUUGAUAGAAUUAAAGAUGGUGAGCGUGAAACGAUUAUGAUAAAAACGGAGGAGAAGGUAGAGAAUGAGGUUACUAACGAGGAUGAGAAAUAUCAGCGGCACAACGGGACGCACACCGAAACCCGAACUACCGUUGAAGUGAUUCAUAUAGCCCCAAUGGAUGACGAACAUCGGUCUAAAGACGAUGAUAGGCACUUAGACCCAUCCGAGGUUAUUCAAAUUGUCAUAAGCGACGCGAGUGACACGGAGGACGACGAUGAAGUGGGUGACAGAGACAAGGAAGUGAGUCUUGCAAAAGACAAAAGCCGUAACGAGACAUCAAAGGAAGAUGAUACAGAUGAGUUCCAAAGGAUUAUGACAGAAAUAAAGAUGAGAGCAGAAAAAAAAGAUGAGGAGAGACAUCUGAGGGAGGAAGAAGAGGAAAGGCAGAGAAAGGAAGCGGCGAAAGGGAAAAAGGAAGAGGAGGAGAAAAAAGAGAAAGAAGCCGAGGAGCGCAGAAGAGCGGAAGACGAGGAGAGAAUUAAAAAGCAAGCAGAAAAAGAUAGGAAAAAAGCCAUUAAAAAGAGAAAGAGGCGAAGCUGGAAAGAUUCUAUGGCAUCUUUGGAAUCGGAGUCAUCAACAACAUCGUCAUCGUCAUCAUCUGAAGACGAAACCGAAAAGAAAUGGGUAUCCAAUAUAGAUCUGAAGGGCUUCAAUGCUCCAAUCGCCGAUAUGGAUGACGACGAAGAAGGUGUUACGCGCGUUGUAACGUACCGCACAAAGACGACGACCACCACCCGGGUGGUGAGCUGGCCUGGCGCCUACUUCUUCAAGCCGAUAGAGCCUGGGAAGGGACAAGGACCCCUUCCGGAGGAAGUGGGGGUGAUCUUUAGCUUGGAGGAAGUGAAUCCGUACCAAGGACAAGCGUGCUGUGACCACUUGAAGCCCGUAGAUCCGGCUGUCAGGACGGCGCAAGAGUGCAGUUUCCAUGACAAAUUGACUGAAGACGCCCGACCCUUGCCUUCGUGGUACGGUGAUAACGAGAGCAUCCUGCAGCUGUACACGCCAUUCAGCGCCAUCAGAGAAGACGACAUCCACCGCCUGAUGGACUGGGAGACAGAAGGCACACGAGGGUGGAAGAGGCUCAAGAGGUCACGUGACUGUGAAGUAUGGAGCAGACGAUCAUACGAGGGCGGGCCGCCAAUCACUAAGGCCAUAGUCAAAUUAGGUGGCGUCCCUUAUGACGAAGCGGUGAAGCUUCUCCAGGACUGGGGCACUCGCCAUCACUGGGAUAAGACUUUCGACAGAAUUGAUGUCCUCGAGAUGGUUGACGACUCGUCAUCACUACUCAUUCACUGCCCCAUAAAGAAGCGCGAUUUUGUGCUGGCCACUUUGAACAAAGAAGAGAAGAGCGAACCAUACUUCGCAUCAGCUUGGCGUAACACGACGCACCCAAACACUCGAAACGAGAAGAUAAAACCACUCAAGUUGGACUACUUAUUCGCGGGACUUGUCGUCCGUCCGCAGUCCGUCGAUAACAGCUCUUCGCUGGUCACCAUCAUUUGCCAAGUUAAAGGGUCAGUUCCCUCUCAGGCCAAGGGCACUUUCUUAGCCGCUGACCCAGCCAAAUGGGCGGCUAGUCUCAAGAAAUUCCACGCGCAGAAUUUCAAGAUGAAGGCGCAAGAUGAAGGCCCACAGCAACACGGGAAACAACAGACGAAUAUCGACAGUCUCUAAAAACCCGUUUUUUACAAACGUAGGGAAUGAAGCUGAGACGGAGAAGAAGUAAAAAGCAACCGUUCCUACCUUCCUGAUUGCGUAUCAUCCGCGCUGAUUCGCACAAACGCAGUUAGCACCGUACUCUUCUCCGUCUCUGUUUUCUUCACCAGCAAAAAGGAGCCUUUUUGAAACUUUUUCUAAUACCUAGCGCUUUUUAUUUUAACCUUCAAUAUCUACUGCGGAAAGUGAAUUGCAAAAUUUUGCAUGGUCAGCUGAUCAUUCGUAAAUUCUUUCGUUCGUUCCAACGUAUGUUAGUAGCAUUGUAUGUUAAUGUCCAACCCAGGUAUUCUUAAGUUCACGCCAAUUCUUUACGUUCGCCCAAUCAAAGUCUUUUAAAAGGAAAUAAAGGGGUAUAAACGUUUUUAUCUCAUUUUUUUAAAUAAACCGGUUUUCAUUUACUCAAUUCUUUAAAUGAUAAAUUGCGCUUAGCGCACUGUAAUGUUUACCAUUUGCAUACAUACAAUGAAGUAAAUUCACAAACUGUCAUUUUGGACGUUAUCUAAUUUUGUUAAAGAUUUCAGUUAACGUAAAGCUGUUAUUGAUACAAUUAAACCAAUGAUUAUCUUU